Messenger RNA from Pipistrellus nathusii (Nathusius's pipistrelle), 954 nucleotides. Lineage: Eukaryota; Metazoa; Chordata; Mammalia; Chiroptera; Vespertilionidae. The record is from the annotation of a GenBank genome assembly.
AUGGGGUAUGAUGUAACUCGCUUCCAGGGGGAUGUUGACGAAGAUCUUAUCUGUCCUAUUUGCAGUGGAGUCUUGGAGGAGCCAGUCCAGGCACCUCACUGUGAGCAUGCUUUCUGCAAUGCCUGCAUCACCCAGUGGUUCUCUCAGCAGCAGACGUGCCCGGUGGACCGCAGCGUAGUGACGGUCGCCCACCUGCGCCCAGUGCCUCGGAUCAUGCGGAACAUGUUGUCAAAGCUGCAGAUCGCCUGCGACAACGCUGUGUUUGGCUGUAGUGCUGUUGUUCGGCUUGACAACCUCAUGUCUCACCUCAGUGACUGUGAGCACAACCCAAAACGGCCUGUGACCUGUGAACAGGGCUGCGGCCUGGAGAUGCCCAAAGAUGAGCUGCCAAACCACAACUGCGUGAAGCACCUGCGCUCGGUGGUGCAGCAGCAGCAGACACGCAUCGCAGAGCUGGAGAAGUCCUCGGCUGAACACAAGCACCAGCUGUCAGAGCAGAAGCGAGACAUCCAGCUGCUGAAGGCAUACAUGCGUGCACUCCGCAGUGUCAACCCCAACCUUCAGAACCUGGAGGAGACAAUUGAAUACAAUGAGAUCCUAGAGUGGGUGAACUCGCUGCAGCCAGCAAGAGUGACCCGCUGGGGAGGGAUGAUCUCCACCCCAGAUGCUGUCCUCCAGGCUGUAAUCAAGCGCUCCCUGGUGGAGAGUGGGUGUCCUGCCUCGAUUGUCAACGAGCUGAUAGAAAAUGCCCACGAGCGGAGCUGGCCCCAGGGCCUGGCCACUCUAGAGACGAGACAGAUGAACCGGCGGUACUAUGAGAACUAUGUGGCCAAGCGCAUCCCUGGCAAGCAGGCUGUCGUCGUGAUGGCCUGCGAGAACCAGCACAUGGGCGACGACAUGGUGCAGGAGCCGGGGCUCGUCAUGAUCUUCGCCCACGGCGUGGAGGAGAUCUAG